Molecule: messenger RNA, 3726 nt
Organism: Chelonoidis abingdonii (Abingdon island giant tortoise)
Lineage: Eukaryota; Metazoa; Chordata; Testudines; Testudinidae
Source: RefSeq, a predicted model, not a curated record
GGGAGCUGCUGGGGCGGGAGGCGCGAUGGCCGCGGACGGGAUGGAGGCGCGGGCGCUGCAGUAUGAGCAGACCCUGAUGUAUGGCCGCUACACUCAGGACCUGGGAGCCUUUGCCAAGAAGGAGGCGGCACGCAUCCGGCUGCAGCAGGAGCGCCAGAAAGCCUUCCCGAAGGAGCGCGCCCGUGGGCCGGAGCUGCUGGAGUACGACCAGAGCCGCUGUGCCCGCUGCCGCAUUUGCACCGUGCGAUGCCAGAAGUUCCUCAUCUCCAAGGUGGGAGAGGACUGGAUCUUCCUCAUCCUGCUGGGGCUGGUCAUGGCGCUGGUGAGCUGGGCCAUGGACUUCACCAUAGCCACCUGCCUGCAAGCCCAGAAGUGGAUGUACGGGGGCUUGGACACCAACAUCUUCCUGCAGUACAUGGCAUGGGUCACGUACCCCGUGGUGCUCAUCACCUUCUCGGCUGGCUUCACCCAGAUCCUGGCCCCGCAGGCUGUGGGUUCAGGCAUCCCCGAGAUGAAGACCAUUCUCCGAGGUGUGGUGCUGAAGGAGUAUCUCACCCUCAAAACCUUCGUGGCCAAGGUCAUUGGCCUGACCUGUGCGCUGGGCAGCGGGAUGCCCCUGGGCAAGGAGGGGCCCUUUGUCCACAUUGCCAGCAUGUGCGCCGCCCUGCUCAGCAAAUUCCUCUCCCUCUUUGGAGGCAUCUACGAGAACGAGUCCCGCAAUAUCGAGAUGCUAGCGGCUGCCUGUGCCGUGGGCGUCGGCUGCUGCUUUGCUGCCCCCAUUGGAGGCGUCCUCUUCAGCAUCGAGGUCACUUCCACCUUCUUCGCCGUCCGCAAUUAUUGGCGUGGCUUCUUUGCUGCCACCUUCAGUGCCUUCAUCUUCCGCGUGCUCGCCGUGUGGAACAAGGACGAAGAGACCCCACGCUCUAUUCAAAACCGCUUCCGGCCUGAAGCACCACUGCCAUGUCUUGUCACCCUGGUGGUUUUCAUCCUCAUGAAGUUCUGGAUGUCAGCCCUGGCCACUACCAUCCCAGUGCCCUGUGGAGCCUUCAUGCCCGUCUUCGUCAUUGGGGCGGCCUUCGGGCGGCUGGUAGGGGAGAGCAUGGCAGCCUGGUUCCCGGAUGGCAUCCAUGCCAACAGCAACACCUACCGCAUCGUGCCGGGGGGCUACGCCGUGGUAGGAGCGGCCGCGCUCUCUGGUGCUGUCACCCACACGGUCUCCACCGCCGUGAUCGUCUUCGAGCUGACGGGCCAGAUCUCCCACAUCCUGCCCGUGAUGAUCGCUGUCAUCCUGGCCAAUGCCGUGGCCCAGAGCCUACAACCCUCGCUCUACGACAGCAUCAUCCGCAUCAAGAAGCUGCCGUACCUGCCCGAGCUGGGCUGGGGACACCAGGAGAAGUACAACGUGCGGGUGGAGGACAUCAUGGUGCGGGACGUUCGUUACGUCUCCUUGAACUCCAAGUACCGUGACCUGCAGGAGGUGCUGUACAGCACUCAGCUGAAGAGCCUGGCGCUGGUGGAGUCAGCUGAGUCUAUGAUCCUGCUGGGCUCCAUCGAGCGGGCCCAGGUGGCGGCACUGCUGAGCGGCCAGUUGGGCUACCAGCGUCGCCUGCAGUACAUGCAGGAGAGGGCACAGGCCGGGAGGAAGAGCAUCGCCGAGAAGCCCCAGGACGAGGCUGACCACAAGGCCUCCGACACAGGAGUGCGGUUCCAGAUCGGCACAGAGGAAUCGUCAUCGGCCCCGCCACGCGGAGAGUCCCGCAAGCCCCUGAAGCCGGCACUCAAGCGAGGUCCCAGCAGCUUGGUGGAAAGCCCCACAGCUGGGAGCCCAGAUCACUCAGGCAUUUCCCUCAAGAGCCUCUUCUGCACCAACACUGCCCUGGAGCCCGCUGAGGCUGAGAAUUCAGCACCACCCGAAAAGCGCAAGUCGAAGCGCGUCCGCAUUUCCAUCGCAGUAAGUGUGUGCCACGCCUCGGCCAAUCACAGACCAGGCGCCACCCUCCCCCAUACUGUGCUGAGGGCACCCCACAGCUCAACCCAUCUGCAGCCUCCCUUGGGAUUUCCGUCUGCAGAGUUCUUCCCGGCACUCGUUAAUUCAUCACCAAUCCGUGCCAGGGCCAGCUGUGGGGUCACCGCCCCUGCUUACAGGUGGGGAAACCAAGGCGCAAACGUGGGGAGGGACCAGUCAGCGGCUGAGCCAGGGAUAGAACCCAGGCGUCCUGCCUCCUACCUGUCUGCCACUUGCAGAGGAAGGAUAAGGGAGCAGAAUUCCUAUGCCCAUCACCACUCCAAUCCUGGAGCCACCUCGAGCUCUGGGGACUUUCAGCACACCAGGCGGCUGGAGGGAGCCCCAGGCUCACUUGGUCAGUGCCCAGCCGGGCACUCUCGUGCCCCCCCUGACUCCGUGGCACACACCAGCUCCACGUCCCCACAGCCUGACUCACACUCCGCCUCCCUCCCUCUCUUGCAGGACCAGUAUGAGCUACCUGGCGAGAUGAGCCCCUCUGAGAUCGUGGAGUGGGAGGAGCAGCAGCUGGACCAGCCCGUGAACUUCAACAACAGCAAGAUCGACCCUGCUCCCUUCCAGCUGGUGGAGCGCACCUCCCUCCACAAGACUCACACCAUCUUCUCACUCCUGGGCGUGGACCAUGCAUAUGUGACCAGCAUUGGGCGCCUCGUUGGCAUGGUGUCCCUCAAAGAGCUGCGCAAGGCCAUCGAAGGCUCGGUCACUGCCAAGGGCGUGAAGGUCCGCCCACCCCUGGCCAGCUUCCGGGACAGCACCACCAGCAGCAGCGAGACGGAGACCACGGACAUCCAACAGCUGUGGGACCGGCGCCAGCACGUCUCCAUCCCCCGUGAGUCCAGCCCCUCCGAGAUGGACGACAAGUGCCAGUGAGGGGUGGGGCCGGCGGAUAGAGCCUGCCUCAGCCGCUGACGGACGUGACAGACACUGCCAGCCCCAGCAGCGGUGGCGCUGGUGCCACUGCCCCUUUGUGCCUGCAGCCCUGGCACCCUGCACUGCCGGAUUGGCCGCCUGCCACCGGGGGAGAAGCCAGAGCCCCAGCAAGCCACUGCCAUUAGCCCUGACCCAGGACCUGCCCCAGCAGCCUCUGUGUGGUGAAGAGGAAGGGUGCCCCACGUCCAGCCCCUGGUCUCUGCCUGUGAGGUUCUCUGGGCAACUCUUGUAGGACUCCUGGGGGGCAGAAGGCAAAUACCCAGCUUCCUGCAGCACCACCCCCAGGGGCCACUUGUUCCCCAACCAGCACUGAGUUCUAAUCCCCCCGCCCCCCCCCAACUCUGCAAAUAUCUCAGCCCCGGGCCCUCCAGCCUCAGCUCUGCCAGUGCCCCUGAAUCCCGCCCCACAGUCCUCCCCCUGGGCUCGACCUGCCAGCGCGCCUCAGGCCUGAGCCGCAGGCCCCCCCUCACUGUUCAGUCAUGCUACCUCUGAGGGGGGGUUGUGGGACGGGGCAAGGGAGCAUGGGGGGAGGGCAGCUGGGCUUAGCCAAGGACAGAGGUGUUUGGUUGGCAUCCAGGGGAAACAGCUCAAGCACUUCCCCGCCCCAAAGUCUCACUGAGCCCUGCCCCCUCCAGCAUGGCUGCUCUUGCCUGGCCCUGGGCAGGGUCCCAGGGGCUCAGAGCUGGGGCAAUGGGGGUGGGGGGCAGCGACCAAGGCUCUCUGGGCCCUCCACUGGCCAGGAUGUAAAUACAGAGAUUUUUAUAUUAAUUUAA